AUGGGGACAGUAAGACUCGCCUGCCGAGAGGACAUCACCUGCACGCAGGACAUCGGCAGCGCGCGGAGCAUCACCUGCGCAGCAGGCAUCGGCAGCAGCGUGCGGACCAUCACCUGCGCAGCAAGCAUCAGCAGCAUGCAGACCAUCACCUGCGCACCAGACAUCGUCAGCGCGCAGAAAGACACCUGCGCGCCAGACUUCAUCAGAGCGCAGAAAGUCACCUGCGCGCCAGACAUCGUCAGCGCGCGGACCAUCACCUGGGCACCAAACUACAUCACCUGCACGCAGGACAUCGGCAGCACGCGGACCAUCACCUGCACAGCAGGCAUCGGCAGCAGCGUGCGGACCAUCACAUGCGCAGCAAGCAUCAGCAGCAUGCAGACCAUAAUCUGCGCGCCAGACAUUGUCAGCACGCAGAAAGUCACCUGCGCGGCAGACUUCAUCAGAGUGCAGAAAGUCACCUGCGCGCCAGACAUCAUCAGCGCGCGGACCAUCACCUGCGCAGUAGGCAUCGGCAGCAGCGUGCGGACCAUCACCUGCGCAGCAAGUAUCAGCGGCGUGCAGACCAUCACCUGCACGCCAGACAUCGUCAGCACGCAGAAAGUCUCCUGCGCGCCAGACAUUGUCAGCGCGCAGACCAUCACCUGCGCACCAGACAUCAGCGCGCAGAAUGUCACCUACGCGCCAGACACCGUCGGCAACCACACCACCAGCUGGGCGCCAAACUACAUCUCCUGCGCGCAGGGCAUCACUAGCUCGUGAUCUCUCCAGGAGCUCUGGGACUGUGACACAAGAGCCUCAACAAGACGCUACCCUUGUGGACCCAUCACCCGAACUGUUUGAGUCGACAGGGUUAACGGACGAGACUUUUCUAGGGUUUGAUGACAGCCAUGCAGACGUAUCCAGCUAUACCCUUGAAAAGUCUCCAGAAUUGAGGACCAGUGAAGCUCCUGGAGCAGCGGCACCGCAGGAUGGAGAAGAGGUGCCAUGGACCAGCAGCGGAUUUGCGUCAGGGAUUGGUCCCUACUUCAGGCCGGAUCUAUUACAGGAUGAGUCGGACGACGAGGUGGAAGUGCAGCAGUCUGC
Messenger RNA from Pseudophryne corroboree (corroboree frog), 1086 nucleotides. RefSeq lists its product as uncharacterized. The transcript has 3 exons. Bases 1 to 762 code for a protein of 253 amino acids. Lineage: Eukaryota; Metazoa; Chordata; Amphibia; Anura; Myobatrachidae. The record is from RefSeq and is a predicted model, not a curated record.